This is a messenger RNA of Moesziomyces aphidis, 2292 nucleotides long. The record is from the annotation of a GenBank genome assembly. Lineage: Eukaryota; Fungi; Basidiomycota; Ustilaginomycetes; Ustilaginales; Ustilaginaceae.
AUGGUUUCGGCACAUCGAUACGGCGGUGCCGCCCGGGAGCUGCUCUCGUCGGCGGCCUACUCCAGAUCACCCGUAGCUGGACCCUCACGCCCGCGGCACUCCACCGCACCGCCUCCCACCACAACAACAGCGCUCAGCAGGCGCCAGUCACUCGCCCAGAUUCGAGACCCGGCAUACGUGGCGCGCUACCGCACGUUGGGGCCCUCGGCACAUCCACUCUUAUCCUCAUCGUCCACGUUGACGUCCAGCGCAUCCACAGAGGCCUCGGCGUCAUCCGCUGGCCACGCCGGACUCAGCACUACGCACGCCUCACGCAGCAGCGCCGCCGUGCUCGACACAGCCGGACCCGCAGCGCAUCCCGCAUCCUCGUCCGUCCGCUCCAAAUCCACCAAUGCUUCCGACCAGCUCGAUGACACUUGGGCGUUCGGCGGCGGUGCAAAGAGCCAGGGCGGUCCGGUCGGCUCCGAAGCGCCAACCCCCGCGUCGCACGCCAAGGCAGCAAGCGCACCCAUCGUCAUGGGCAACGCCGGCAAGGGCGCCAUCCCCAACUAUGGCAAACGCAAGAUGAAUACCAUUCACCUCUCGGCCCCUUCCACGUUUGGCGGUGGUGGUGGCGGCAGCAGCAGCACCGCAAGCUCGAGCACGAGCAAGGUCACCACCGACGAGGCGCUCGCCAAUCGAUACGAGCACCGCUACUCGCCCUCGACGCGCAGCGAGCAUCCGCUGCCGCAGCACACCUACUUUUCCUCGCCCUCGUCCUCGUUCAACGCGUCGUCGUUCGUGGCGCCGGGCACGCAGCCGCCCCUCGCCGGUACGGCGACCGGCGGUGUGGGGCAAGGCCACCCUGGCAUCGGCAUCGUGCGCAAAAAGACCGCGCUCAUCUUUCCCGGCCAGGGCUCGCAGUACGUGGCCAUGUCCAAGGACCUCUACAAGGCCUUUCGCUCCGCACGCUCCGUGUGGCACCAGGCCGAGGAGGCGCUCAUGGCCACGCCGGGCAUCCACUCGCACCACUUUAUUCAGGGCGAGCGCGCCCACUCGGCCGAGCAGCGCGAUCUCUUCGAGGCCGAGCUCGCAAAGACGCGCUCGCUUGAUCCCAAGCAGGGGCUCUCGGCGAGCGGCACCGCCGUUGCGCGCAGCCGGCGCGGAUGGCUGCGUGACCUCGUCUUCUCGGGCGACCAGCUCGAGCUGACGCGCGCCGAGAAUGCGCAGCCCGCCAUCCUCACGUGCACGCUCGCGUUCUUGAAUGUGCUGCGCAAGGAGUUCUCGAUUGAUCUGGUGCGCGACCACGUGCAGUGGGCGUCGGGGCAUGGCUCGGGCGUCUAUGCGGCGCUGGUGGGGUCGGGCGCGAUGGACAUGCACGAUGCCGUGCGGCUGCUGCGCCACCGCGGGCUCGUGGCGUCGCACUAUACCGCCAAGCACCCCGUGCUCUUCCCGCCCGGCUGCACGCCGCCCGAGAGCAUCUACGAGACGUGGGCGUUUGCCAACGCGGGCAGCGGCAAGGGCGCCGACCUGCUGUACGACGAGGACGCGGCGGACGCCACGGCGAGCGGCAAGCAGCCGCCCGGCUGGAAGCGCACGCAGAUGUCGGGCGUGGUCGUGCGUCCGGGCAAGUUGGGCGCCGUGCUGCGCGAGGUGGAGCAGGUGUCGCGCGACAUUCGCGAGGGCAAGGUGGCGUCGGUGGCGCGCGACGAGGUGGUGGAGGUGGCCAACAUCAACAGCCAGCUGCAGAUCGUGCUGUCCGGCACGCGCGUGGGUGUGUCGUACUGCUGCGACCGGCUGCGCUCCAAGAAUCUGGGUGCGCGCGCGGUGAAUCUGCCCGUAUCCGGCGCGUACCACACGAGCCUCAUGCUCGAGGCGUCCGACUUUUUGCGGCCGGCGGUGAAGCACAUGCCGCUGUCGGACCCGGAGGGGUUCGCGCUCGUGUCGAGCCGGACGGGCCGCGUGAUGCGAGACAGUGCGACGAUCCGCGAGGAUCUGGCGGGCGCGUUUGCGAUGCCGGUCGACUGGCUCAGCUCCAUCGACACGCUCAUCGCCCAGGGUGUGGAGAGGUUCGUGUGUCUCGGGCCGGGCCGCGCGUGCGCGCAUCUGCUGAGCAAGGAGCUGGCGUACCGCGACAAGCAGCGCCAGGCGCACCAGCCCGACGCCCAGUCGGCGUACGAGGUGUGGUCGCUCGCCACGCUCGACGACGUGCAGCAGCUGGCCGAGGUGCUCGCCGACGUCUCGAAGCGCCAGGCCAUCCUGCCCGCGCAGCCGGCGAUGGACGCGGACAGACUCACUGCCGACGGAGGCUGA